AGCUGGCCGUUCUGGGAGCCGUUCUGGGAUGAUCCGGAGGCAGAUCCCGAGACCGCAGACUACCUGACUGUUGUCAAGGAGCCCAUCUGUCUGGACUUUGUGGAUGCGAGGCUGGAGCAGGACACGUACGGGAAGCCGGAAGACUUCCUGGCGGACAUGCGACUGAUCUUCAGCAACGCCAAGAGCUACAACCCUCCUGAGCACGACUACCACAAGAUGGCCGACAAGGUUUCUGCCUUCUUCGAGGAGAUCUGGGCGACC
Guillardia theta CCMP2712 is the source of this 261-nucleotide messenger RNA. RefSeq lists its product as hypothetical. Lineage: Eukaryota; Cryptophyceae; Pyrenomonadales; Geminigeraceae. Gene Ontology annotation, molecular function: protein binding. The record is from RefSeq and is a predicted model, not a curated record. The transcript has a single exon. The annotation marks the transcript as partial.